This is a messenger RNA of Conger conger (European conger), 728 nucleotides long. RefSeq names its product mitochondrial ribosomal protein L55 (gene mrpl55). Gene Ontology annotation, cellular component: mitochondrial large ribosomal subunit. Gene Ontology annotation, molecular function: structural constituent of ribosome. The transcript has 3 exons. Gene Ontology annotation, biological process: translation. The record is from RefSeq and is a predicted model, not a curated record. Bases 179 to 571 code for a protein of 130 amino acids. NCBI's taxonomy places the organism in Eukaryota, Metazoa, Chordata, Actinopteri, Anguilliformes, Congridae.
UUCGACGAAAUACACGGAACGAUUGUUAGACCUUGCGGUGUUCCAUCCGGUGAAUUUAGACGAACGCGCACCACGCUUUGAGCAAGGAUUUUAUGACCUUAUCGUUUAGCGUUAAGUGAGCAAGCUAGUUAUUAAUGUAACAUUUCCAUCUGAACAACGAAACCGCGUUUUGCCGGAUAUGACUUUACGAAAAAUAUGCACGUCAAAACGCAGCAUUUAUCGAUUUAUUUAUCAGCAAGUUGGUCAGAUAUGUUUCCCUGGGGCAUCUAGCUUUCACUCAACCGCCUGUUCGCACAACUCGAAUAGGACGGCUAUCGUGCGUUUUGGCAGACAACUAUAUGAGAGAAUGUACCCGGUUUUACUCGUCCGUGCCGAUGGCUCCACCAUUAAAAUCCGGUACAAGGAACCAAAGAGGGUACUGAUGAUGCCAAUUGAUAUCACUACACUCUCAGAAGAACAGAAGAAAGCCAGAUCAAAGAGACGGGAAGUGAAAAAGACCGUCCAGCAAAGCAAUGAUGACUUUGAGGACGAUUUCAAAGUUGAUGAUUACAGCAAGUUCUGGAAGAAUUAAAAUAAAUGUCAUUCAAUGAACUUUAAAAGAAAUAAUGUAAGAAGAUUUCGCAACUCUUCGUUUUUGCAGUCAUGUUUCAUUACAACAUUCAUGUGACAUGUAGAUGUUUUCUGUUGAUUAAUAAAUUAACCUGGGGCCUGUUCCACUUUUGAAUGAA